AACGGAGUCAGCUUGGAACAAAGACGGAAGCGAUAGCAUGCUUAUCGGAAAUGUAUUCAAAUAUUAUUUUAUUUACAACAAACAUACAUAACAGCCACCAUAACCUGCAAUGACAAAUACAUUAUUUGAAGGUUUCCCAGUAAUGUGAAGAAGGCAUGAAAGUUCAUUUCAAGACCGAAUACCAGAGAAGUUACAGGUCCAGAAGUGUCUCUCCCCAGCGCUCUGCACCGUUGGCUGGCCUUCGUUCUGAGGAAAUGGGUAUCAGUAGAGAACCAUGCCUCCAAAGACGAAAGAAGUUUUACUUCCACUGCCCACCUCGAUCAUGUGGCACACCACAUAAAACUUUAAAUGAGCCUGUCAUUGAUGCACACCUAUUCAAGACCCCAGCUGCAGCACUUUCACCGGCUAAACCGGACCCUCCACUUGAACCACAGCCUACUGAAAAAAACAUGGACACUGAGAAGCCCGAAACAAGUGGCCAGUUUGUUAAGAAGUCCCAACAGCAUAGCAGCAAUUCACCAGCACUCUUAAAUCCACAGGAGGACCCCUCAACUUAUAAUCAUGCACUACGUAGAAAAGCUGGACUCGGGGUAUCAGCACAAAGAUCUGAUCGGCACAAAACAGAGUAUAACAGACAGUUUGCCCUAAAGACAGCAGCUCCUUCACCCACAUUAACUGCACAUGAGGCUCUCUACUCCAGUCACAGUACUGUCCCACCAUUUAAAAAGCACCCGAUUUCCAUGGAUACUGAGUACCAGCGUAGUUUUCAGGGCCUGGCCCCGCCCACAAGUUCCCACUUUCGGAGAAACCUCGAGCAUGAACGAACUCCGUUGUUCCACACACAAGUGAGGAAAAGCAAAAAUGCGCCCAAGAACAAACUUUGUCUGAAAUGUGAAUCACCAAGCCCAGAAAUCAAGGUCAAGAGGCAACAGUCGUCUCCAAAACCAAUGUCUCCUGACCAUGCCCUCUCAAAGUUAAAGAAAAACAGGGUGUUGACAGAAUAUGAAUCCAGGUUUUGUUGCCCUCUUAGGCGUAUCCCAGAAGAAAUUGAUGCUACGAGCCACACACCGCUGAUUAAGGAGCUGAGGGAGCAAGCUCUGUCAUAUCGCCGCAGAGCUUGGGGUACUAAUUUCUCCAGAGACCACCUGAGCCAACUACUGUCUGAACACAAUGCAUUAUGGGAGCCCACAGAAACCAUUGAGUCAUCGACUGAGGGGCCACAGUCCACUCGUCUAGACUUGUGUGAGGUCAGCUCUGCAGGUAGAGACAGUGGCAGGUCUUCCUGUCUGGAGGCUCUGGACCUGGCCAGCAAUACUAGUAGAUCUAGCCGCAGGGAUUCAGCUGUAGGUUCAAAAGAUGGAGAAAUUAAUGAAACAAACAAAACAACCAAAAGCAAUGCAACAACUCCUCUAAGCACUCACAGCCUCGUGGUAGAAGAUAUUUUACCUUUACAAGAAGAUGACAAAUCUGAUGGAGAAAAUGAAGGAAGAUUACCAACUCCAAGACUUAAGAUGUUACCCAUCCAGAGGACUCACCUUGAUCUCACUACACCUGCCACAGGAGGUGCUAUAUUAGUGGGAAACCUGAAGGGUACUGAUGAAGUCAUUCAGAGAUCUGGCACAGCAAACUCAAAUGCAGGCACAUCAGAGCACAUUCCAGUAAAACCCAGGGAAGCUUGGGCUGCAGACUCUGCACAGCACAAAGGGGCUUCUAAACCAAUCACAUCCAAAAACACCCUUCCCCUCGCUGCAGCUCCGCUCCCCACUGUCCCUUUGCAUUGCAUCCAGGGAACUCUACGGAAUGCUGACUUCCAGCAUAAUGGACAUUUAGGUCUGAGAGCCACGGAGAGGAAAUGUGCAACUGUCUGUUGUCGUUCAGAUGAAGAUGAUCGUCUGUCGGUGAUGUCGUGGCAGUCUGCAGCAUCGUGCACAAGGGCGUCUGCCAUUCUGGAGCGUGCUCAGAGGAGGCGAGAUAACUUCUGGGGGAAAAGUUGACCUUUGAUGUGAGACCACUCUGCACUGUGUCCUACAACUUGUUUUUAUUUACCAAUGAUCCAGAGUAAUGUUUUUAAUAGAUGUGAUUAUUUAAAAUGAACGAAUCACAUAAUGUAACUUAUGUAAUAUAUUGUGAUUAGGCCCAUACUGUGUGCAUGUUGUGAAGAUGCUUCUGUACAAUUAUGAUCAUGCUGUUCAAUGUUGUAGUGAUUGAAAGCACUGUUUAAGAACAUUAAAUCGGUCAUCAUGUGUGGAUCAGUCACCUGACCUCAUUGUUAUAGGUGACAAACCUCUCAAGAUGUAGGUAACCACAAACAGAAAAUGUGAGUUCUUUUGCAAACCAAUGCAAAGUUUGUAAUCAUUCUGGAAAGGUUUAACAUAAUUAU
Messenger RNA from Periophthalmus magnuspinnatus, 2380 nucleotides. It is a transcript of the gene saxo6, whose product is annotated as Mdm1 nuclear protein. Gene Ontology annotation, molecular function: microtubule binding. The record is from RefSeq and is a predicted model, not a curated record. The transcript has 15 exons. NCBI's taxonomy places the organism in Eukaryota, Metazoa, Chordata, Actinopteri, Gobiiformes, Gobiidae. The coding region runs from base 156 to 1994 and encodes 612 amino acids. Gene Ontology annotation, biological process: negative regulation of centriole replication.